Messenger RNA from Pistacia vera, 696 nucleotides. RefSeq lists its product as uncharacterized. The transcript has 3 exons. The record is from RefSeq and is a predicted model, not a curated record. Bases 1 to 696 code for a protein of 231 amino acids. Lineage: Eukaryota; Viridiplantae; Streptophyta; Magnoliopsida; Sapindales; Anacardiaceae.
AUGCCGAGCUAUGCAAAGUUCCUCAAGGAGAUCUUAUCGAACAAAAGGAAGCUAGAUGAUGAGGAAAUGGUGAUGCUAACAGAGGAGUGUAGUGCCAUCCUCCAGAAGAAAUUACCUCCAAAGCUCAAAGAUCCAGGGAGUUUUACUAUUCCUUGUAUUAUAGGAAAUAUUACAUUUGAUCGUGUUUUGUGUGAUCUAGGAGCUAGUAUUAAUUUGAUGCCCUUUUCUGUUUUCAGGAGAUUGGGAAUUGGUGAGGUGAAGCCAACGACCAUGUCGUUGCAACUAACGGAUAGAUCAAUACAACAUCUGAGGGCGAUAGUAGAGGAUGUGUUGGUGAAGGUGGGGAAGAUAAUUUUUCCAGCAGAUUUUGUGGUGUUGGACAUGGAAGAGGAUAAGGAAAUUCCUCUGUUUCCCGCUGAAACGGAUUCAUGUUUUAGUGUAGAUGUGGUGGACAAAUUGGUUGAGGAAUCCAUGGAAGAAAACACCCCACAGUUACCUCUAGAAGUUUGUAUAGCUAAAUCAAAAACAAUAGAGGUAGAAGAGUCAGAGAGGAAUGAUUGUGCUAGGAUGUGCAAAGGUGAUCGUCUACACGUACCAUUUAGCACUCCAGCACCUAUUGGUAAAACAAGAAGCAAAACCUCGGCUGAUAAGAUGGAUAUUACUACUAUAGGAGUUCGAGUUGGAAAUUCGAGAUAA